AUGGCACACCAGAUUUACUGUAACUUGCUCUUAUCACUUCAAGCAACAAUCCAGUCUACAAUGAAAUCUACUUGGGCACUUAAUGUUCUUACAAUCAUAAUACUCACAGAGUGUAUAUGUGGACAAGAUAUAGAUGAUGAUGAUGAUGAAGAUGAAAAUACUCAAGCAGGUUGCCGAACUGCUGUGAACGAUUUAGUGUUCAUCGUUGAUGGGUCCUGGAGUGUAGGAUACGUUGACUUUGACACUGCGAAGAACUGGCUGAUAAACAUAACCAGUAGCUUUGACAUUGGACCUGCUUACACCCAGGUGGCUGUAGUACAAUACAGUGAUCUACCAAGGUUAGAAUUUACCCUUGGGCAACAUCGGACAAAUCAACAACUUAUUAAUGCGCUGAAAGGUAUGAAAUACUUGGGAGGAAAUACACAGACAGGACGAGCAAUAAAAUUUUCAACUGAGAAGGUUUUUCCGUCAUCCCAAAGGACAAAUCUUGCCAAAAACAAAAUUGCCAUUGUAGUUACUGAUGGCAAAUCUCAGGAUGAUGUGGUGGAGAUAGCGGCGGAAGCCAGAGCACAAAAUAUUAUUAUGUUUGCAGUGGGAGUUGGCUCUGAAAUCACCAAGUCUGAACUGGUAGCAAUUGCUAAUUCUCCAUCCACUGACUAUGUCCUGUAUGCAGAAGACUACACCACCAUCGACAGGAUUAAGGAGGCCAUGCAACAGAAGAUAUGUGAAGAAUCCGUGUGUCCUACUCGAAUACCUGUAGCAUCACGGGAUGAAAAGGGUUUUGAGCUGCUUGUGGGCAUGAAAAUUCCUAAAAAAGGUCAAAAGAUAGUAGGAUCACUGACUUCAGAAAAAGCCUAUCUUCUUACUCCUGAUGUUGAUGUGACUGAAAAUACAAGAGACAUAUUUCCAGAAGGCCUUCCUCCCUCCUAUGUAUUUGUGGCAACCAUACGUUUAAAAGCUCCGGAAACACAAGUUAUUGACCUGUGGAGAAUUUUGUCCAAAGCUGGAGAGGUCCAGGCAGCUGUGACUCUGGAUGGCACAGACAGUUCAGUGAUCCUUACUGUCACAGGGAUGAAUGAAAAUUAUCAAGUGAUAAAGAUAAAAUUAAAGGAACUAUUUGAUGAGCGGUGGCAUCAGCUGAAGAUACUAGUGAGAAGUAACAGUGCAGUCUUAUUUCUAGAUGAUUCAAUCAUUGAAAACAGAGUCCUAGAGGAAAUUGGACCAAUUUUUAUUAAUGGCAAAACUCAGGUUGUAAAGAAAGCGAAGACAGAUGAAUCAGUCACUAUGGAGAUUCAGAAAUUGCGGUUGUACUGUGAUCCACAGCAAAGUGAAAGAGAGACGGCCUGCGAAAUUUACUCUGUGGAUGAUCCUAGGUGUCCACUUGACAGGGUGCCCACAUCUGCUUGUCAGUGUCCAGAAGGUCAGCCUGGGACUCCAGGAAUACCAGGAUCAGAGGGCUUCCCGGGGCCUCCAGGACCACCUGGCAUACCUGGAACGCCAGGAGAAAGGGGUCCACAUGGGCCAUCCGGGAUAAAAGGUGAUCCUGGUCCACCAGGAGUUCAGGGACCACCUGGAAUGCCUGGUGUGUCAGGCCAAAUAGGACUUAAGGGACCAAUUGGACCAAGUGGUCAGCCUGGAAGUCCUGGGAUUCCAGGAAAAAAGGGCAGUAAAGGGGAAAGGGGAACAGUCGGCCCUUCAGGACCUCAUGGACCUCCAGGUGAAUCGGGAUUACCAGGAAGAAAUGGUUUACCAGGUCUAGUAGGGUCAAAGGGAGAUAAAGGUCAGCAAGGUCUACCUGGAACAGACGGCCGCCCCGGAUUACCGGGUUUUCGUGGCACUUCUGGUCUUACUGGUCCAAUAGGAUUAAAGGGAGAAAGGGGAAUGACAGGACCAAAAGGUGCCAUUGGACCUCUGGGCAUUAAGGGUGAAAGCGGGGCACCUGGACUUCCAGGAGCAGAAGGGCCACAAGGGACAAAAGGUUUCCAAGGUGAUAAUGGGCCUCCAGGGCUACCAGGCAUCCCUGGAAUAAAAGGUCAAAGAGGGGAUCCAGGUUUGCCGGGCUUAGAAGGUUCAAUGGGAAGCCAAGGGCCAAAAGGAUGUAAGGGUGAGAGCGGAGAUGAUGGAGUGAAAGGGGAUCAGGGGGAUAAAGGUGAAGCUGGUCAACCUGGACCUCCAGGAAUAAGGGGUGAAGAAGGAGGCAAAGGAGCCAAAGGAGAGAAAGGUGAAGUUGGCGACUAUGGUGAAAAAGGGCAAGAAGGCAUAAAAGGUGAAGUUGGUACACAAGGAAUUCUAGGGCCUCGUGGUUUUCCAGGGGAAAUAGGCCCACAAGGAAGAUCUGGAAUACCUGGUAUUCCAGGAAAACCGGGAAAAUCAAUGACUGAUGACCAUGUCAUGAAGUUGUGCAGUAAUUUAUUGCGUGAGCAGCUACCUUCUCUACUUCAUAAUAUGAGCCCAAGAUGUCCACCUUGUGAGGGAAAGCCAGGGCUCCCGGGGAUGCCUGGUAUCCAAGGAAAAGCUGGUGAUAGAGGACCACCCGGGUACCCAGGAAGAGGAGGCAGAUCUGGAUAUCCAGGAGUUCAGGGAUUAAUAGGACCUCAAGGAAUUAAAGGAGAUAAAGGACCAAAAGGAGAAAAAGGUUCUAAAGGAGAACGUGGCAUAGGAGAGCAAGGACCACCAGGAGCUCAAGGAUUACCUGGAAUUAAUGGAAGCAAUGGAGAAGGACUGGUUGGACCUUCAGGAAAUCCUGGAAAAAAUGGAGUACCUGGAACUCCAGGAAAGCGUGGAUUUCCUGGAACUCCUGGAGUUUGCGACCUAUCUUCAUGUCUAUCUGCAUAUGGAGCUAGGGAUGACCCUUUCAGAAAAGGACCAAACUUCUGA
This is a messenger RNA of Bufo gargarizans (Asiatic toad), 2877 nucleotides long. Its product is annotated as collagen alpha-1(XXI) chain-like. The transcript is spliced from 29 exons. The record is from RefSeq and is a predicted model, not a curated record. NCBI's taxonomy places the organism in Eukaryota, Metazoa, Chordata, Amphibia, Anura, Bufonidae. The coding region runs from base 1 to 2877 and encodes 958 amino acids.